AUGGGAGCCAUAAUAUCUCUUCCUUUCACAAUUCUUAACCUCCUCCUACCAUUCACGCGAUCUGGCACACCUCUGUCGCAAGAUCUCUUACAUACAGCAAUCCUCUGCGGCACAUUAUAUUUUGCCCCACAAAUAGGCGAAUGGUACAAUGCGCAACGGCAAGCAGCAGAGGCAGGGUCAGGCCAAAGGGAAGACAAUGAAGAUGCGAAUCGCGCUGGCGAGCAACUCCCCCUAGACGAACGUCUGGUCCUGCAAGACGACGGCACAGAAGCCGCGCGACCACCUCGAGCACCCACACCACCGCCUCACCAGGCCCACGUUGCAGACCUUCCUGAACUACACCAUCCUCAACGACACAACCACGAAGAACGAGAAGUCCAACUACCCGACGAUGCUUUCGCCCCGGGCCUCGCAAACCCCCCACCACAACAGAACGCGAACCGCCCACCCCCAACCCAACGAGUAGUCGGCACCAAGAAAGCCAAAUCGCUUGCCCGGAAAGACCAACAGCGCGCUUAUAAUGAGUGGCUCCGCUCCGAAGCUGAAAUGCGGCGUCUCCAAGAAGCCGAAGGCCGCGAGGAACGCGAAGCAGCUUCUGCAGCAGAAAAGGCUCGGCGAGCAGCUGUAGAAGAAGAAAUUCGGGAAAGAGCGAGACAAGAAAGGGAGGAACGAAAAGCAGAGGAGAAGAGGGAGGCCGAGCUGGAGGCUGCGAGAAGGGAACGGGUAGUUGCAUUUGUGAGAGAGAAGAUGAGGCAGAAGGGCGCUGUGGAUCUCGUGGACGCGGCGUGGAAUGAGGGUAAAGACAGACUCUGGGUUGAAAGAUUGGUCAAAGCAAGCGGGCUUAUGCAGCAACUGCAGAAGGAAGGGGGGCAUGUUAUGAUCACAGGGCAGGAUUGGCUUGUCAGGAUCGAUAGCGAUAUUAUGGAGAAAGCUUAUGCGGAGGCUGAGCAAAUUGGGGAGAGAAGUGGCGGUAAAGUCAGCUUCGAAGAGUUUGGGGGGAUAGUAGAGAGGGCGGUCUUGGGCAGGGCGGCCGCUUAG
This is a messenger RNA of Alternaria alternata, 1038 nucleotides long. RefSeq lists its product as hypothetical. The transcript is spliced from 2 exons. Lineage: Eukaryota; Fungi; Ascomycota; Dothideomycetes; Pleosporales; Pleosporaceae. Bases 1 to 1038 code for a protein of 345 amino acids. The record is from RefSeq and is a predicted model, not a curated record.